Messenger RNA from Plenodomus lingam JN3, 2931 nucleotides. RefSeq lists its product as uncharacterized. Lineage: Eukaryota; Fungi; Ascomycota; Dothideomycetes; Pleosporales; Leptosphaeriaceae. The record is from RefSeq and is a predicted model, not a curated record.
AUGGGGAAGCCAGGCUUGGGCAUCUUCACCGUUCGCCGCAAGUCCCAGGGCAAUGCAUUCGACGAGGCCGACGUGGCAGUCAGCCCCGAUGUUUCUGCUGCACCAGCCCGUGACGACUCGGGCGGCUUCCGACUGCUGAGCAGGACGGAGGUGGAAAAGGCAAACGAGCGCAGGAAAACACAGGAGAAGCCUUCGAAAUUUCCACGCUUCAGUGGCUUUGGCAGCAGUGGGAACAAGGGCCGCAAUCAGUCCAUCGAGGACGAGUCUCCAGGAUCCUCAAAGCGCGACAGCAAAUCGAGCAGUGGAACUCAAUUCUCAUCGUCACGGCCUUAUACGAACGGCCAGCACGGCUCAACCUCGACCCUACCCUCGUCGACCGAUACGAGCUCCGACGACAACCUCUUCGCUAACGUCCACCGACCUUCUAUCCCACAGCACAGCAGCUCUCCUGUCUCGUACUCGGUCAGCGGCAUUCGGAAGCAAUUCCCAUCACUGACGUCGCUGCCACGGACCAGUUCAGGUGUCUCCUACAAGGAUCAGCUGCCUGACGCCAACUCCAGAAACCGUGCCAUGACCACAUCGAGCUAUGCCAGCACGGCAAUCCCACCCAAGCUCGAGUCCAAUCUGAACUUCGAGUCGUCGUCUUUUGACGAUGACAUGUUCAGUCACAUCAACCCCAAGGCACCCUCCCCUGAAGUUCCACGAGAGUCCGCAGGCAGAUCGCUGCUUUCGGAAAAGCGCACAUUCCAGGCUGAACCCAUCAAGAUCCACCCCAAGCUUGAGGUCGAGCCUCCAUUAAAAAGUUGGGACAGCCGUAACUCCGCCGACAACCUCAUGUCGUCGCCGCACUCUGACAACGACUCACCGCCUCCGCCUCCGCCUCCGCACAAUUACUCGUCUUACGCGCCGAUCGCGUCGGAAAGCCCUACGCUGCAGUCGUCUGGCACCUUCCAGGACUCCGAUGCCCACUUUGUCCGCAAAUCCUUCAUGGAGCGAAAAGGCUACCGUGAUAGCUCGCCGGAGCAGCAGCCCAACUCGAAUGCCUCCUCGUCUGCCAACUCUUACGACACCCCCUAUUCAUCGCGCUCGGCUACCGCCUCUAGUACGACGACCAACACCACCCCCAAAGCAACACUGGCACCAGCUGUCUCCUAUGCAGAUAGCGAGGAUGAAGACCUCUUCACGCCUGGCAAGAAGACUGCCACUCAAAAUGCACCUUCAACAGCCCGCAAGGUCUCUCCACCCACAGCGCCGCAGGAUAAGCCCACAGCGGCCUCGACUGCAGCGAAUGGCGGUCGGGUCAUGACGCAGUCGGAAUUCCGUGAAUAUCAGAAACGACAGCUGUCGCAACCCCCUGCAGACGAGAGCUCGGAUGAAGAUGACUACGAAGAUGAGGAAGACGCCAUCAAGAAGCGUGAAGAGGAGGAAGUGCUACGGCGUAAGAACCAGCAAAUGCACUUCGCACGGGAGGCCAUGCGCCGCUCCACAACAGCCCCGGGCAACCCGACACGACCGGAAAGCUCGGUUGGGAACAUCAACAUGGACAUGGGAUUUCCUUCAGAAGUCUCGAUGAAGGCAGAUGAAUGGGAAGAUGACGAUGUGCCAUUGGGCAUUCUCGCUCAACACGGGUUCCCCAGCCAAGCACGCAACAAGCUCCCGAACCAGCCACCCAACGCAAUGCCAUCAUACAUACCCGACCGUCCUGCCUCUGCUGGUGCUAUGAGCCAGCGCGGCGCUCAGUCACACAUGCCUGCAUUCGCAAGGGGCCUGCCUGCGGAUCCAUACUCUCCUUAUGUCGGUGGUGGCAUUGUCCGCCAUAUGAAUCGUGAAUCAUUAGGAUUCAAUGGAUUUGCACGGGAUCCUGCUUCCAUUGCCGGGGAUUCCAUGGCAGGUGGCACGGCUAUACCUCCCAUGCCCGCCAUGCCUCCUAGUAUGAUGUACCAGGAUGCUGGCCUAUCGCAGCCCUCUCUUGUGGAUCAGAUUCAGUUGCGCGAUAUGCAGAAGCCCAAGUACAUGGGUGGUGCAUCCAACAAGAAGCAAGAGGGUGGGCCUUUUACCGGCAUUCUUGGCCAACGUAUGAACUCGAACGGUCAGACACAGGCGCCGACACGCAUGUCCAACAUGCCUAGCAUGAACUCAGCCAUGGGUGUGCCUAGCCCGCAGAUGGGCGGGCAAAUGGGCGGCCAGAUGCCUAUGAUGGGCAUGGGUAUGGGAAUGCCAAUGGGAAUGGGAAUGGGCAUGGGCAUGGGCAUGGGCAUGAAUCCUAUGGGAUUUUCCAUGCCACAACAAAACGACUACAUGCAGAUGCAGCAGAUGCAGCAGAUGAUUGCUAUGCAACAGAUGCAACUGCAACAAAUGCAAGCUAUGCAGAAUCCACAACAGCUGCAGGCAAUGCAAAAUCAGCAGCAGCAACAGGACCCUCGCGUAUCGAUGGCUAUGCCCAACAACAGCUUUGGCGGCAACAUGAUGGGCAAUGGGAGUUUCUUGAGCGUUCCGGGUAUGCAGAACGGUACCCUAGAUCAUCAAGGUCGUCCCAUGUCCAUCAUGUCCGCCAAUGGAAACCAACAACAGCCCCGAAUGCACAGCUUCAUGGGACCUGGCGCGGGAUACACGCCUUCUAUCGCACCCUCGGAGCGAUCAAACGUGGGCCUGUCCGCAAGAUACCGACCUGUUGUUAACCACUCGGAUUCAAACUCCAACGGAACCUCGAUGACUUUGCAAGCCUCGGGCGGCGCAGCGCCAGGCAAAACUGGGGCGAUCAAGGGCAUACUUAAGAAGGGCAGCCCUCAGCCUCAGGUAUCGGUUCGGGAAACCGACGAGGUGGAUGAGGAUUGGGGCAAACUGGCAGCCCGCAAGAACAAGUCUGCGGGCAAAGGCAAGGAGAACAGCACCAACGGGCUCGAGGAGCUUACACGCGGUCUAAACAUUUGA